Mya arenaria is the source of this 1833-nucleotide messenger RNA. Its product is annotated as neuronal acetylcholine receptor subunit non-alpha-2-like. NCBI's taxonomy places the organism in Eukaryota, Metazoa, Mollusca, Bivalvia, Myida, Myidae. Gene Ontology annotation, cellular component: membrane; neuron projection; synapse. The transcript has 4 exons. Bases 1 to 930 code for a protein of 309 amino acids. Gene Ontology annotation, biological process: regulation of membrane potential; monoatomic ion transmembrane transport; chemical synaptic transmission. The record is from RefSeq and is a predicted model, not a curated record. Gene Ontology annotation, molecular function: extracellular ligand-gated monoatomic ion channel activity; neurotransmitter receptor activity; transmembrane signaling receptor activity.
AUGCAUAAGCAGCCACAAGAUGACAUAUGGCGACCUGAUGCUGCGUUGCAGAAUGCAUUCAAAAAGUUUAAAGCACUUGGGUCUUCAUAUCUGAAAGUGUAUAUCUCUUCUUCCGGCAUUGUGGAAUGGUAUCCUUUUCAGAUUCUUGAGUCUACCUGUGACGUUGACAUUACGUAUUUCCCGUUCGACGUACAGGAAUGCCCCAUAAAGAUCACAGCCUGGAGCUUCUCCGAAAACGACGUGAAGAUCCUCAAGGAAAAGGAUCAGAUAGGUCAACGCGAGUACGAGGAAAACGCUAUGUGGACUCUGAUUGGUUCUUCCGUUGAACAAGAAAAGACAGGGGAUUCUUCAAUUAUCUUCAAAAUAAAAAUGAAGGGAAAGCCGAGCCACUUCGUCAUUAAUAUAAUUAUCCCUCUUUUGCUUCUUUCGUUCUUGGCAAUUCUCACGUUCGUGCUGCCUAUCUCGUCGGGAGAGCGUGCCUCGUACGCAGUCACCAUUUUUCUGUCAAUAGCAGUUUUUCUGACUAUUGUUUCGUCCGAACUACCGAGUAGUUCUGAUAAUGUUCCAAUACUUUCGAUAUUCCUGGCAAUCUUGUGUGUUGAUACUACUGCUAUUGUUGUUGUAUCAUUGUUUCAACUGAGACUUCUCACAAGAGAUGAAAUCGACCAGCCUGUCGGCGGAUGUUUCAAGGUCAUAUACAACAUUACCAUGGCAAUACGGUGCAAAAUGGGAGGAAGAAAAAGAAAGCACAGUUUCAACAUAGAAAGCAAGGGAGUUGACGUAAAGGCCAACAGCAUAUCAUGGAAAGAAGUUGUUAAUGCUCUUGAUUAUCUGUUAUUCUGGUUUUUUCUCCUCUUUACUGUGGCUGUCACUACAUACUAUUUUGUUGUCUGUACUACGAACCUACCAGCGGAACAAAACUCGCAAUAAUUUAAAACUUAAUUAUAUAUGGUUGUUCAGGCAUCGAAAUGUUGUACCGAUUUCGAUUUGAGAAUGGUUUAACGUACUCGUUAUACUUACUGUAUGCCACAGGAUAAUAAGCUAACUUAUGUAAGUUCAUAACAAGAAAAUAUUCAAUACAAAAUAAUGCCUUAUAUAAUAAUUUCUUGAAAAUAGAAAACCGUUUUAGCCGAUGCUAGAUGACAUUCGCAGUUUUGAAUCUUUUAUUUUUGUCAAACAACAUCUCCACCUAAACCGAAACUGCUUUUUUCAGUCUUGGAUAUAGUUUCGACGACCGAAGGACCUCACUUUUAAACUGUGUUCAUAGCAUUCCUUUCUCUUGAUAUACCAACAAGACAAAUGUGAAAAAUACAAUCAAAUGUUGGAUAUGGAUCAAGCAAGGGUCGAUAUUAACUAUAUUUCCAAAUGAUCAUGAGAGGGCUCGAGCAGUUGAAAUUGUGUGUUUAUCAAUGAAGUCAGUUGUUCUUUAGAAUAUCAAUUCUAGUGUAUGCGGAUUUGCUUUCAUUAAAAAUGAAAUCAAUUUAAGCUACGAUUAAUUCCUAACGGGCAUUCGAUAAUGAAAAGCAAUGGUGUGCACUGACGUCAAGCGGAUGAAAGUUGGUUCAUGACGUAAGCUUAAACGAAAUAGUAUUGAAACAUGUUUGGGAACCCAUGUGCUUGCAAUUGUCUAACACAGAGACUAGUUUUAUCAAUUUGAUACUUCAACUAACGUAGAAAGAAAAUAGACGAGAAAACUUGGACAAAUAAAGUGUUGCGCAAUGAAAUCGUGGACAGAUGUAUCUUUGGUUUACAUGAGUUUUUUCCCCUUAUUUUCAUUCUCUCUCCCUCUCUGCAUAUAUACUAUUUUAUAUUCUCACCACAAUAUUAAUAGCU